Sphaerulina musiva SO2202 is the source of this 1737-nucleotide messenger RNA. RefSeq lists its product as uncharacterized. NCBI's taxonomy places the organism in Eukaryota, Fungi, Ascomycota, Dothideomycetes, Mycosphaerellales, Mycosphaerellaceae. The coding region runs from base 1 to 1737 and encodes 578 amino acids. The record is from RefSeq and is a predicted model, not a curated record. The transcript has a single exon.
AUGGCUGAAUUUCCAAGUGCACCCGAUCAGACCAUCUCUCCGGUGACGCCAACGAGUGUGAAGAGGAAGACGUGGAGAUAUGCCCCAGAGGACGCGGCCAAAUUAUUAGUGAUGCGCCCAGAGAAGCCACGCCAGGAUUCAGCAAUUGGCCUUUGCGGUGGUCAGAUUCCAUCACCGAUCGCCGCACUCAGCAAGGACCACAGAUGGUCAACUAUCUCCGAGCCGGAAGAGAGUCAACACAGCUCGCGGAUUUCGACUGCGAGUGCGGACCAGCAAGACUCGCACAUCUUGAAAGGAAGUCACGACGACGAAAAUCAUCACGAGUUCGAGAGCCACACCGAUAGUUCUACCACGAGCUCCUGCCGCAAGGAUGUACCAAUGCCCGUCGAUGUCACUAGCCUGUUCACGGUGCAUCCCGACGACCUGGAUUUUGACUUCGACCAAUUCGAUUUUCCAACUGGGCCGAGAUUAUCGAGGCCGUUCUUCAUGCCAACCCCAGUACUCAACAAGAAGCGGGGAUCAGCGUUGAUCAGUCGACGUUCGGUGGCAUCAGUCGAGCUCAGCCUCAAGACUCGAAGGAGAACGCAGGACUCCGAUACUCUGUCACCAACCUGCCUUUCACCAGGCGAGCUGCAGCGCCUGUACGUAGAAUGUAUACCACAGCGCUCGUCAUUCCGCGGAGACCAAGCACAGCCCGCGAUGCCGGCCAUCAUACUACCGACGACGCCAGUCGAUAAGUUGCAUCCACAUCAGCACAAGUCUGGCUUACCACACAGUCCCCAGCAGGGCAAGGACCGCGUUCCGUCCAUACUGCGGCAGGAUUCAAAGUCUAGCUUGCAGCAUCAGUGUUCCAACUUGAGCAUGGGCCAAGCUGGUCUUGCGGAACGUGUAGACGAUGCCAAUCAGAUGUUGGCCGAGUCGAAAGAAAGGUUGUAUCGUGCCAAGAAGGAUCUCUACAUCAGAGAAGAGCAUUGUCGCGAGAUCGAGGUCCGCGCAACAAACAUGAAGUAUGGCAUGGAAGAAGCAAUGCGAAAGUAUACCGCCACGUCCAAGGAGCUCACGAGCCUCAAAACUUUCAAAUGGGAAUGCUCGUUGUCGAUACCAGCUCAAGUCCUGUCCAUGCGUCAGCGUAAGAUUCACGGUGAGUUGAAGAUACAGAUUCGGGAUCUCGAAAGAAAUCUCAACGCUACCAUGGGCGACCUGCGCUCCAAGGAGAGGAAGUGGAAAGAAGCUCAAAUCGCACUGGCCACAUGCACUCAAGAUCUUGAGAAGCAGAAGUCGAUCGUGGAUGACAAGAGCGAAAAGAUGCGGAUAGCCGGGGAGGCCAAGACGCGCUUGACCGAGAUGCUCGAGAGGGCUAAGCAGGAACAAUCAAGUCGGCAAGAGCAGAGCGUGCGCGAAGAAGGAGCAGUUGCGCCGCAGGAUACGAAUGAUCCCGAAGCGGAGCUGGUCGCAGUAAACAAGAAGGCACAUCGAUUGAGCCAACAUCUCAUCAGCGAGGUCGAAGCGGAGUGCGAGGAAAGUCGGUCGAAGAUCCAGCGCAUGAAGCGCGCCAGUGUCACGCCUGAUAGCAUCCUGCAGGAAGAGCUCAUGAUGGCCAAACGUGAGCUCCGCGAGCGGGAGGAGUUGCUGGGUGUUGUAAAGCGCACAAAUGCAGAUCUUGCACGAAAGAUUGCCGACAUGGAGCACAAGCUCGGCGGACGAAAGCACUGGAGUGGCAGCGGAGCGCUGAGCUGA